ACAUUUCAACCUACGAAUGAAGAGGGAUACAUCCCUUUUCAGUGAUGAAUUUAAAGUAGAAACAUCAAAUGAAGUACUUGAUUAUGAUACCUCUCAUAUUUACACUGGACAUAUUUAUGGUGAAGAAGGAAGUUUUAGCCAUGGGUCUGUUAUUGAUGGAAGAUUUGAAGGAUUCAUCCAGACUCGUGGUGGCACGUUUUAUGUUGAGCCAGCAGAGAGAUAUAUUAAAGACCGAACUCUGCCCUUUCAUUCUGUCAUUUAUCAUGAAGAUGAUAUUAACUAUCCCCAUAAAUAUGGUCCACAGGGGGGCUGUGCAGAUCAUUCAGUAUUUGAAAGGAUGAGGAAGUACCAGAUGACUGGUGUAGAGGAAGUAACACAGACACCUCAAGAAGAACAUGCUGUUAAUGGUCCAGAACACCUGAGGAAAAAACGUACAACUUCAGCUGAAAGAAAUACUUGUCAGCUUUAUAUUCAGACUGAUCAUCUGUUCUUUAAAUAUUAUGGAACACGAGAAGCUGUGAUUGCCCAGAUAUCCAGUCAUGUUAAAGCGAUUGAUACGAUUUACCAGACUACAGACUUCUCUGGAAUCCGUAACAUCAGUUUCAUGGUGAAACGAAUAAGAAUCAACACAACUGCUGAUGAAAAGGACUCUACGAAUCCCUUCCGUUUCCCAAAUAUUGGUGUGGAGAAGUUUCUGGAAUUGAAUUCUGAGCAGAAUCAUGAUGACUACUGUUUGGCCUAUGUCUUCACAGACCGAGAUUUUGAUGAUGGUGUUCUUGGUCUGGCUUGGGUUGGAGCACCUUCAGGAAGCUCUGGAGGAAUAUGUGAAAAAAGUAAGCUGUAUUCAGAUGGUAAGAAGAAGUCCUUAAACACUGGAAUUAUUACUGUUCAGAACUAUGGGUCUCAUGUACCCCCCAAAGUCUCUCAUAUUACUUUUGCUCAUGAAGUUGGACAUAACUUUGGAUCGCCACAUGAUUCUGGAACAGAGUGCACUCCAGGAGAAUCUAAGAAUUUAGGGCAGAAAGAAAAUGGCAAUUACAUCAUGUAUGCAAGAGCAACAUCCGGGGACAAACUUAACAACAAUAAAUUCUCACUCUGUAGUAUUAGAAAUAUAAGCCAAGUUCUUGAGAAGAAGAGAAACAACUGUUUUGUUGAAUCUGGCCAACCUAUUUGUGGAAAUGGGAUGGUGGAGCAAGGUGAAGAAUGUGACUGUGGCUAUAGUGACCAGUGUAAAGAUGAGUGCUGCUAUGAUGCAAACCAGCCAGAGGGCAAGAAAUGCAAGCUGAAGCCAGGGAAGCAGUGCAGCCCAAGUCAAGGUCCCUGUUGUACCGCACAGUGCGCAUUCAAAUCAAAAACUGAGAAGUGUCGGGAUGAUUCAGACUGUGCAAAAGAAGGAAUAUGUAAUGGCAUCACAGCUCUCUGCCCAGCUUCUGAUCCUAAACCAAACUUUACAGACUGUAAUAGGCAUACACAAGUGUGCAUUAAUGGGCAAUGUGCAGGUUCUAUCUGUGAGAAGUAUGGCUUGGAGGAGUGUACCUGUGCCAGUUCAGAUGGCAAAGAUGAUAAGGAAUUAUGCCACGUCUGCUGUAUGAAGAAGAUGGAUCCAUCAACUUGUGCCAGUACAGGGUCUUCGCGGUGGAGCAUGCACUUCGUUGGUCGAACCAUCACCUUGCAACCUGGAUCCCCUUGCAAUGAUUUUAGAGGCUACUGUGAUGUUUUCAUGCGGUGCAGAUUAGUAGAUGCUGAUGGUCCUCUAGCUAGGCUUAAAAAAGCAAUUUUUAGUCCAGAACUCUAUGAAAACAUUGCUGAAUGGAUUGUGGUUUAUUGGUGGGCAGUAUUGCUUAUGGGAAUUGCCCUGAUCAUGCUAAUGGCUGGAUUUAUUAAGAUAUGCAGUGUUCAUACUCCAAGUAGUAAUCCAAAGCUGCCUCCUCCUAAACCUCUUCCAGGCACUUUAAAGAGGAGGAGACCCCCACAGCCCAUUCAGCAACCCCAGCGUCAGAGGCCCCGGGAGAGUUAUCAAAUGGGACACAUGAGACGUUAACUGCAGCUUUUGCCUUGGUUCUUCCUAGUGCCUACAGUGGGAAAACUUCACUCCAAAGAGACACCUAUUAAAUCAUCAUCCCCAAACUAAACCCUCACAAAUAACAGUCGGAGAAAAAAUGGCAAGAGAUCAUGUCCUCAGACCAGGUGGAAUUACUUAAAUUUUAAAGCCUGAAAAUUCCAAUUUGGGGGUGGGGGGGGUGGAAAAGGAACCCAAUUUUCUUAUGGACAGCUAUUUUUAACCUAAUGGCACAAAGUCUUAGAAUAUUAUUAUGUGCCCCGUGUUCCCUGUUCUUCGUUGCUGCAUUUUCUUCACUUGCAGGCAAACUUGGCUCUCGAUAAACUUUUAUCACAAAUUGAAAUAUAUAUAUAUUUUUUUCAACUGCCAAUCAAGGCUAGGAGGCUCGACCACCUCAACAUUGGAGACAUCACUUGCCAAUGUACAUACCUUGUUAUAUGCAGACAUGUAUUUCCUACGUACACUGUACUUCUGUGUGCAAUUGUAAACAGAAAUUGCAAUAUGGAUGUUUCUUUGUAUUAUAAAAUUUUUCCGCUCUUAAUGAAAAAUUACUGUUUAAUUGACAUACUCAGGAUAACAGAGAAUGGUGGUAUUCAGUGGUCCAGGAUUCUGUAAUGCUUUACACAGGCAGUUUUGAAGUGAGACUCAAUUUACCUUUUUAUAAUGAUAGAGUUGGUUCUGAUACUCCUCUUGUCUUCAUCCCAUGGCUGCUAAGAGCAUAGGAGUGACUACGUUGAAGGACACAGUUAAGUGUGCAGACUGGACGUGCGCAGCAUACUACUUCAGAGUCCGUUCUUACGUAAACGUCUGAUUUCUGCUUACUUAUUUUAAACUUUCUAAUUCAAUUCCGGUUUUGAAAUUUUAAUCACGCUUUGGUAGAAAUUAUGUCAAUGAGAUGAUUUUUUUAUUUGUAGCCUGUUAUUUGUGUUUUCCGUAUAUCUAAAGUAUGCUAAUUAUGUUUUUGGUUUUCUCUGAUAUGGAAAAGAAAAAGCUGUGUCUUUUAUUUUAUCAAAAUAUUAGAACAGUUUUUUCAGCAUACUAUCACUGAUCAUUGGUAACCACUAAAGAAGGGUGAUUUGUUCAACUAGUAGUUAAAAUUGUAGAUAGGCCUUCUGACAUUUUUUUCCUUAAAAUAUGUUAACAACAGUGAAGGUGAAACAGCACAAUGUCCCAUUCCAAAUUUAUUUUUUAAACAGAUGUAAAUAAUUGGCUUUUUAAAGAAAGAAAGCAAAAGCAUUUAAUGUAUUAACAGGCUUAUUGCUAUGCAGGAAUGGAAGGGGGCAUUACAACAAAGUUUUAAGCUUGUGACAUAUUUAUUGCUUCUGUUUUCCAACUACAUCACUUAAAUUAGAAGUAAACAGCUAUGAUUUUUCUGGCUUCACAUAGGAGGCAAAUUUAGAGAACGUUGAAAAGAUUUGUGUUUUGGCUUUUUUUUUUUCCUUUUUGUUUCUUAAGAGUAUAAGGUUUACACAAUCAUUCUCAUAAUGUGACGCAAGCCAGCAAGGCCAAAAAUGCUAGAGAAAAUAAUGGGAUCUCUUCCUUGUAAACUUGUACAGUAUGUGGUGACUUUUUUCAAAAUACAGCUUUUUGUACAUGAUUUAGAGACAAAUUUUGUACAUGAAACCCCAGAUAGACUAUAAAUAAUUCUAAACCAACAAGUAGGUAGAUAUGUAUGUAAUUGCUUUUAAAUCAUUUAAAUGCCUUUGUUUUUGGACUGUGCAAAGGUUGGAAGUGGGUUUGCAUUUCUAAAAUGGUGACUUUUAUUCUGCAAGAGUUCUUAGUAACUUCUUGAGUGUGGUAGACUUUGGAACAUGUACAUUUUUUGCUUGUAAUGUUAUCCUGUGGUAGGGUUUUGGCAGGUACACACUGCCCUAUUUUAUUUUGAGUCUAAGUUAAAUGUCUUCUGACAAGAGAUACGUGCACUGAACUCUUUCCACUGCAAAUCAAGAUGUGGUAAAAACAAAAGGAUCAAGACAAAUGAGAUCUAGUACUACUGUCAGUUUAAUGUCCACUGUGUUUUAUACAGUAUCUUUUUGUUCACUUUGGAAAUUUUUACUAAAAAUUGCAAAAAAUAAAGUAUUGUGCAAAGAUGUAAGGUUUUUUGAAACUUGAAAUGCAUUAAUAAAUAGACUUGAUGAAAUCAA
Messenger RNA from Leptonychotes weddellii (Weddell seal), 4203 nucleotides. RefSeq names its product ADAM metallopeptidase domain 10 (gene ADAM10). NCBI's taxonomy places the organism in Eukaryota, Metazoa, Chordata, Mammalia, Carnivora, Phocidae. Gene Ontology annotation, cellular component: synaptic membrane; plasma membrane. Gene Ontology annotation, biological process: membrane protein ectodomain proteolysis; Notch signaling pathway. Gene Ontology annotation, molecular function: metalloendopeptidase activity involved in amyloid precursor protein catabolic process. The record is from RefSeq and is a predicted model, not a curated record.